AUGCCUGCAGUCGUUGAGCCAUCCGAAAACUCCUCUCUGGAGCCGAUUGCCAUUGUGGGUAUGGCAUGUCGACUUCCAGGCUCUGUGAAUUCGCCUUCUGGAUUUUGGGAACUGCUCUGCAAGAACCAAUCCGUUCGGACCCCUAGAGUGCCCGGCAAUCGCUUCAACAUCGAUGCCCAUUACCAUCCUGACCUAGGCCGUCCUGGAAGUUUCAAUUCCCUUGGCGGUUACUUCCUGGAUGGGAACUUGGAGGAUUUCGAUCCAACAUUCUUCAACAUGACACCUGUGGAGGCCAUGUGGUUGGACCCCCAGCAACGGAAGAUGCUUGAGGUUUCCUACGAAUGCCUUGAGAACGCUGGAUUGACCCUUGAUGAUGUGUCUGGUACGAAUACCGCUGUAUUCGUGGGUUGCUUUACCAGUGACUAUCAACAAAUGUCAACCUCUGAUCCGGACUUCCGUCAUAAUUAUUGUGCGACUGGCGUUGACGUCGGAGUCAUGAGCAACCGAAUUGGGAACACUUUUAAUCUCAAUGGCCCCAGUUUUACUAUCAACACAGCCUGUUCGUCGUCGGUAUACGCCAUUCAUAACGCGUGCAAUGCGCUACGUGCUGGAGACUGUGUCGCCGCGAUUGCUGGUGGAGUAAACCUGAUUCUUACGGUCGACCAGCAUAUCAAUACUGCCAAACUGGGAGUUCUAUCCGAUACGUCGACGUGCCAUACGUUCGACGCAUCAGCGGAUGGUUAUGGUCGAGCAGAAGGUGCAGGCGCUCUCUACCUGAAACGCCUGUCAGAUGCAAUGAGAGACGGAGAUGUUAUCCGCGGUGUGAUCCGAUCGUCGGCAGUGAACACCAACGGUAAAGUCGAAGGAAUGGGUAUCACAUUCCCCAGUGUCGCCGGUCAGGAGCGUGCCAUCCGCACUGCUUACAAAAGAGCUAGUCUUGACCCAGACAGGACCGCUUAUUUCGAAUGUCACGGUACGGGAACGCCAGUGGGUGACCCCAUCGAGGUUCGUGCUGUGUCCAACGCCAUGAACGAAACCCGCAGUCGGGACAAGCCUUUGCUCUUAGGCGCUGUAAAGACCAAUAUAGGUCACAGCGAGGCUGCCAGUGGGAUAUUUGCUGUCAUGAAGGCCGCCAUGGCAACUGAAGCUGGGCUAAUUCCAGCGGUGCAUGGUUUCAACACUCUAAAUCCAGAGAUUAAAGACAAGGAAUGGAACGUGAAAGUCACGACCAACCUCACGCCGUGGCCCGAAGAUUUUGACAUCCGAAGGGCUUCCGUGUCGUCUUUUGGAUAUGGAGGGACCAACGGUCAUGUUAUCAUCGAAAGCAUCGACACCGUUUGUCCCUGGUACGAACAUGCCCAACCCAAAGAAAUCUCUGACUACCGAUACGAGGUCUCCAGACCGUUGCUCAUCGGCAUGAGCGCACAUGAUAAGCCAACCCUCACACGGAACAUCAAGGCGCAUCAGAAUGUGGUCGAUAAGUACCAUCUGCCCGAUCUAGCGUACACACUCAAUUCACGGCGAACCCGAUUUGCACACCGGGGCUACACUCUUAUUUCCGAGGGCCAGGAAGUUGUAUCUUUUGAUAUUGACUCUUUCCACUUUGGCAUCUCAGGUAAGCCCGGAGAUAUUGGGUUUGUCUUCACAGGUCAAGGAGCGCAGUGGGCACGUAUGGGAUAUGAAGCCAUGCAUAUAUUCCCGCAAUUCCGAAAGACCAUCGAUGCCUUGGACGACGUGUUGCAUUCCCUAGUUGAGCCCAAACCCUCCUGGACAUUGAGAAAUAUCCUCGAAGCAAGUAAAGAGGUGAGUCGGGUGAAUGAGGCUGAGAUUUCCCAGCCAGUGUGCACAGCCAUUCAAAUUGCCAUCGUCGAUCUGUUCGCCUCAUGGGGGAUUGAGCCAGCUGUCACCCUUGGUCACUCUUCCGGCGAGAUUGGCGCUGCCUAUGCCGCUGGUCGCUUGUCUGCACCGGAGGCUAUCCUAGCUGCUUUCUUCCGUGGAUUUGCUGUCAAGGAGGCAGCGCCAGCAGGGACUAUGCUUGCCGUCGGGAUUGGUGCUAUCGAUGUCGAGGAGCAUAUCCCGAAAUUCGUCUCUCAGGAGGUCACUAUUGCAUGCGAAAAUUCCCCCAGCAGUGUCACUCUCAGUGGCACGGCAACCGGAAUUUUCGCAGUGAAGGCCGAACUAGAUGCAGCAGGCAUCUUUGCUCGCGAACUGAGAACCGGCAAGGCCUACCACUCCUCCCAGAUGGAUGCCGUGGCUCCGGAAUACGAGAGACUUUUCUCUGGCGCAUCAAGCCGGAUGAGACCGUCCGAUCUGACCUGGCGCCGCCCUAAGGCCGCUAUGAUUUCCUCAGUGACUGGAACUGAAUACCUUGGAGACGAUGUGCCGAUUUCGUACCUCGGCGACAAUCUUAGAAGCCGCGUACUAUUUGAAUCGGCCGUAACUACCCUUGGUAGUUCCGAAAGGUUUUCCGCCGUCAAUCUCCUGGUUGAAAUUGGUCCACACUCUGCACUGGGUGGUCCCAUCAAGCAGACUUGUGCUGUCAAGGGAUUUGGCCAUCUAGGCUAUACACCGUCCUUGCUGCGUGGUGCCGACAGUGCCAGUUCGCUACUCAAGACUGCCGGAGAAGUGUUUAACAAGGGAUAUGUGAAUCUCGAUUUCAAGGCCAUCAAUCAAAUCGAGAGCUCUGGAUCGCACCGUAGCUCGAAGAAGCAUGAUGCGCCUCGGUAUAUUCCCGACCUUCCUCCAUACCAAUGGAACUACGACAAUACAUUCUGGUAUGAACCACGACCAGCCCAGGAACGCCGACAGCACAAGUAUGAAAGACACGAUAUUCUAGGCAGGAGACUGUUCGGUCUCUCGGAGAACGCAGCGGCUUGGAAGAAUAUCCUACGUCAGCGAGAUGUCCCAUGGAUGGAACACCACACUCUGGGAGAUGCGGUUGUGUUCCCUGGCGCUGGACACCUGUCGCUGGCAAUUGAAGCUUACCUACAGCUGCUUGAUAAGGAUCAGGAAAACCUGGCAGGCGUCGAAAUCCGGGACGUGAACAUCGGUAAAGCGCUAAUCGUCCCGGACAAUGACGAUGGAAUUGAGAUCCAAACACGCCUCCACCGGAGCUCUAGGGAUGAGGGAAAUAGGAUAUUCUACGAAUUCUCUGUGGAGUCGAUUGAGAACGGGACAUGGACUAUUCACUCCGAGGGGAAGAUUUGCGGAAUCCUAAACGAGGAGGAUGACCGGCCAGCCACUCAUGAAUUCGUAUCGCCACUGAGCUUGGACAAUCUUCACCAACGCACUCAAGCAAAGAGAUUUUACGACGCCUUCCAUCGGGUCGGGUUUAAAUAUGGGUCGUCAUUCCAGACCCUCCAAUCUGUGAGGGCAAAUGGCAAAGACCGUGUCACAGCUGCGAACAUCAACGUCCAAACCAACUGCGGACUGAUGCCUCAGGAGUCGCGAUACUUGUUGCAUCCGUCUACCAUUGAUGGCUGUCUCCAUCUAAUCAUUGCGUCGAUUCACCGCGGUAUGCACAAGGGAAUGCCGUGGGCGGUCGUACCGCUUGAUAUCGACCAGAUCUCCCUUUUCUUUCCCGGUGCCGACAACGCCUUGGAGGGGAGCGCCGUUGCGUGGACAGACCGACACUGGAGUGGGCGGUAUUUCAAUCACGGCACUCAGCUUCGAGGUGCAUCGGGGAAGCUGCUGAUGGAUAUGCGGAAUAUCAAGUCAAUCAAAUACGACGCCGUCAUUGCCGGUCUUGCGCCUCCGCGCCAGGCAUAUUCCCAAGUUUCAUGGAAGCCCUACGUGACGGACGUAUCUAGUUCGGAGUCAAGCAGCGUGCAUUCGGAUGAGGUGCUGAUAGAUGGGCCGAUCGUGAUUAUUUCCGGCCAAGGGUCCGAUUCCCGAUCCUUGAGAGGGGAGCUUGAUCCCGUCAGUGCUUCCCUUGCGUUUGAUAUCGAGGAUACCAAUCUCGCACCGGGAAUCGCCGACACAGAGAAUAUCAUUGUCGAUGAUAGAGCCGGAACAAUCCUUUCACAAGCAUCGAAACAAGCUUUUGAUAAUAUCAAACUCAUCUUGUGCUCAAGGAAGUCGAUUGUUUGGGUCACACGAGGCGUUAACCAAGGCAACUCCGUGGCCGGAGGCAUGGCACAGGGGUUCCUCCGAGCAGUGCGAUCUGAGGUCAUCGAGGCUCGAGUCACCCUUUUGGAUGUCGACGAGGGGGUUGCUGCUUUCCAGAUUGUUUCGACAAUCUUAGAAAGGUUGGCAAACAACGCCACGAAAGACUCUGGCCGUGACGUGGAAUUUUGGCUGCGGCCGGACCGACUCAACGUACCACGGAUCGUUCCCAAUGAUGAGUUGAAUGACCUCUUCUUCAAAGAUGCUAAGAGCGUAAUAACGCCAGUGACUCUCGGGAAGCGUUACAGCGGCAAUGUCAUCGGUAACGAGGUUGUCUUUGAAGCCAGUGAUACAAAUGACCAGCUCGCGCCUAACGAAGCUGAAAUUCAAGUGCAGUUCACGGAGCUCACCACGGAUGACCUCAAACCAUAUCAAGACAGAUGGCGCAUUGUCAUUGGCAAUGUUCAGCGUACGGGGCAGGAACUUGAUCCGUCGCUAGUUGGACAGGAGGUCGUCGCAUACAGCCCCAAGCCUUUCGAGACCAGAGUCAGAUCCAGCGCAUUUGUGAAAGCGGAUGGUCAACUCAACAUCGCUGUGCUUGCUUCUACACUACCGACGCUUUGUAGAGCGAUUGAUGCAGUUCUCGACACCGGAAACGCCAAGCCAGGAGAUCGUGUGCUUUUACUGGCGGCAACUCCAGGUUUCGUUAAUGCUGUCACCAAGCUCGGUCGACUUAUGGGACUGGAGGUCACAGUUGCAGAUAAUUUGUCGAGCAUCCAAGGUCUUAUAUCUUCCUCGAAAGCGCCUAACCUUGUCGUCGGGUGCUCCGCAUCCACCUUGGUGCAGGAGGCCUGGCGCUGUAUGCCUUCGGGCAGUAAGUUUGUUCUCACCGAUGCACCGGUAGACUGGCCUCUUGAUCCAAAGCCAUUUACUCGGGGAGUGUCAUUCCUUACCUGCGGUACUCGGAGCCUGGCUGAAAGCAACCCGCUCCGUGCUGUCAAUGUUCUGGAAAGAGCUGUUGAGCUCAUUGUCCUGAACCGGGGAUUCAGCCAGGUUCCCGCCAUCGUGGACGCCGAGCGACUCCAAGAUGUCUCAAGUCUGACUGGCAAGAAAGUGGCGCUUGAGCACGGUGUUCUCCAGUUUGCAUAUGGGAGGAGCAAAAUUACAUCCAUAGAACCCAGGAAGGAAAUUUCUUUUUCCUCGUCGAGUGCCUAUCUCCUCGUUGGCUGUCUUGGUGGCCUGGGGCGAAGCCUUACACGAUGGAUGUUCGAAAGGGGGUGCAGAAACUUCGUCUUCCUCUCCCGAUCUGGUACCGACAAGCCCGAAGCUGCUGAAGUGGUAAGGCAGCUGGUGACGAAGGGUGCCUCGGUACAGGUAUUCCGAGUGGAUGCCGGUGAUGAAUACGCUGUGGCGGAGGUCGUCACCACGGUAGAAGCUGCGAUCCCCAUCCGAGGGGUUGUCCACGCCGCCAUGGUCCUUCAGGACGGCAUGUUUGAAGGUCUGACCUACAAGAGUUACACCACCAGUGUCAACCCCAAGAUGAAUGGGGCGAUUUCGCUACACAAGGCGCUAUCUGAUACGGCGCUAGACUUCUUCGUCAUGACUAGCUCCAUCUCCGCCGUGCUCGGUAACCCAGGUCAAGCCAGUUACUGUGCAGGAAACAGUUAUCUCGACUCACUGGCGUGGUACCGACGCAGCCAUGGCUUAGCCGCGUCUUCCAUCGCACUACCCAUGGUGUACGAUGUUGGUGUCGUGGCGGAGAACGCAGACAUCGAAGUGUCCUUGAGCCGCAAAGGUCUCUACGGCAUCGAUGAACGCGAGAUGCUGCAAGCCUUUGAGGCAGCCAUGCUGCAGGGACCGCUUUCAUCAAAUGAAGAGGCACGUCUUGGGGAAGCCCAGAUUUUGCUUGGUCUCGAGGCGGUUUCGCUGGCCGCGGCUAUGACCUCGGCCGACACGACCGAUGCAUACUGGGCGAACGACUCCCGGCUGGCCGAUAUCCGCAGCACGGUCGACACGCUCACGAGUCACAGCAAGGACCACAAACAAGGGGCCGGGUUCCUCGAGACCUUGGCUGGCAAAUCACCCGACGAGGCUGUGGAAGCGGUGGCACAGCACAUUAUCGCACAGUGCGCCAAGAUCCUUCUACUACCGAUCGAGAAAUUUGAAACGCGCGGAAGCUCAAUCGCAUCCUACGGGGUGGAUUCGAUGAUCGGGGUGGAGUUGCGUACUUGGCUAUAUAAGGAGCUCGGGCUGGAAGUUGGAUUCCAGGCUUUGCUGGGAGCGACGAUGGAUUUCGAAAAGCUCGCUCAGUUGGCGCGAUUCACCUAG
Aspergillus viridinutans is the source of this 6432-nucleotide messenger RNA. RefSeq names its product type I polyketide synthase. Gene Ontology annotation, molecular function: fatty acid synthase activity; 3-oxoacyl-[acyl-carrier-protein] synthase activity; oxidoreductase activity. NCBI's taxonomy places the organism in Eukaryota, Fungi, Ascomycota, Eurotiomycetes, Eurotiales, Aspergillaceae. Gene Ontology annotation, biological process: secondary metabolite biosynthetic process; fatty acid biosynthetic process. The transcript has 4 exons. Bases 1 to 6432 code for a protein of 2143 amino acids. The record is from RefSeq and is a predicted model, not a curated record.